Rhagoletis pomonella (apple maggot) is the source of this 1179-nucleotide messenger RNA. RefSeq lists its product as uncharacterized. NCBI's taxonomy places the organism in Eukaryota, Metazoa, Arthropoda, Insecta, Diptera, Tephritidae. The transcript has 2 exons. The record is from RefSeq and is a predicted model, not a curated record. The annotation marks the transcript as partial.
AAAAAACUAGCCACAGUGGAGUUUAGUAAUUUGGAUAAUCUGCAAAAGGACAUUCAAGCAGCUAGAAAUAAAGUAAAGAUUGACCUAAACAAAUCAGGACACAAACCAAAAGCGUGGUGGAACGAGGAGCUAAACAAAUUGUACAGGUUACAACUAGCGAAAAGGAAAAAAGCGAAUACUACAAAUGCAGUGGUGGACUUCGAAAUAGCCUUGAGAGCAAAAGAAGAAUGGAAACAAGCUGUAAAGGAGGCUAAAAACAAGAAUUACAAGGAGAGGGUUGAAGAGCUAAACAAUUGUCCAAACACCAAAGACGCAUGGCGUUUCAUCAGCAAUGUUAAAGGCAACAAACACAAAAACGGUGAUUGGGCCACAGAAGACAAUUUAGAAUACCUGGAAAUGCUAAAGUCGCAAGUAAGAGCCGCAACAACAAUACAAGCAACGCAACCAGAAAAACUCAAUAGCAAAAAGUCGACAGCAGGGGGGGUAGACAAAAUCACCUUUAGCACUCUCAGACAUCUACCUAGGGAAUCCAAAGAAAAACUGCUAAAGGCCUUGGAAUCAAGUUACCAUAACAACGAAGUCAUUGAGUCGUGGAGGCGAAUCAGAAUUGUUCCUAUUCCCAAAGCAAAUAAAGAAUUGGAUGACUUAAAAAAACUUUAGGCCAAUAUCAUUGAUCUCAGUUGUUGCGAAGAGCCUCAAUAUGCUCAUCAAAGAUGCCCUGGUAGAAGAAGUAGAGUUGCGAAAUAUAAUCCCACAAAAAAGCUUUGCGUACAGAAAACAAAGAUCGUCAUCAAUGUGCUUAAACGAAACCCUGCAUUUUGUAGCUGACAAAAAGAGUAACAACGAAAAAGUUUUUAUUUGCUUCCUAGAUAUAACUGACGCAUACAACGGGGUCGACCUCGAAAUCUUACACCGCACGCUGUUGGAAUAUAACAUAAACCCAAAAAUUGCUAAUUGGACGAAAAACUUCUUCUCCUCGAGAAUACUGACUCUAGGGCCACAUGCGGUGGAAGUCAAUAAUGGACUCCCUCAAGGUAGCUGUUUGUCACCAAUACUUUUCAAUAUUUACACGGCCAAGCUUCACUGUAUAAACGAUAGCAAAACGCAAGUUUUUCAAUUUGCAGAUGACAUAGCAAUAAUUUCGCACUGCAAGUCGGAAAAAGCUGCAAUCCUCAAUUU